AACCAUGAAAAUAAAAGAGAAAAAAAUUAAAAAAGUAACAACAGCGAAGAAAAGUAAAAAGUCUGUGAAAAGUAAAGAUCUAGGCCAGGUUACGACGGAUGAAUUUUUCGAUGAUGAUUUUCAAGUCGAGGACGACGAGGAUGUCGAAGCCGAACAUGAUUCCGAUAGUGGAGAGAGUGAGUUAGAUCCUAAGGAACACAAAAAGGCUUUGAAGAACUUGGCAAAUACCGAUCCAGAGUUUUAUAAAUUUUUGGAACAGAAUGACAAAAAACUGCUGGAGUUUGAAGACUCAGAGGACGAGAAUGAGCGAGCUUCUGAUCAAGAUGAUGAUGAUGAUGAUGAUGAUGGCAUUCAUGUCCCAGAUGGAAACUUAGCUGGCAACAGUGACGAAAGUGAUUACGAAGAAACUGAAGUUAUAAAAAAUCAAAUUCAAGGGCGUGUUAAAGUGACUUUGAAGUUAAUUAAAAAAUGGCAGGAAGAUAUUCAAACCGAUAAGUCAAUGCAAACGAUGAAAUGUAUCGUUGACGCUUUCCACGCAGCACUUUUGACAGUCGCUGAUCCAGAAGAGUCUAAAAAUGUCGAGUAUAAAGUCGAGGGAAGCGCUGCUUUCAAUGGAGUCGUUCAAUUGUGUGUAAUGAAUUUACCCACGGCAUUCAAGAAAUUUUUAAAAAUGACAAAUGAAUCAAAAUUUGAAGCUCACAAGUGCAAACGUUUCGGAAAAGUGAAAGGAAUAUUGAAGCAAUAUUUAAAGGAUUUACUCCAAAUCCUUGAGAAUGUGACAUCAACAGAUGUCCAAGUAGUGUUACUGAAACAUUUACAUCAGAUGAUAUGUUUCACUGGUUCAUUUUCGUCAUUGAAUAAACCACUGCUGCGUAUUUUACUUCGAUUUUGGUCUAGUGGAGAAGAAACUGUCAGAAUUGUUGCGUAUUUGAGUAUUAUUCAAAUGGCGACCAGCCGCAAAGAGUCUAUUCUUGAUAAUCUUUUCAGGACAAUGUACAUCAAAUACGUUGAAAAUUCUAAAUUUGUUUCACCGAAUUCAAUGCCAGGAAUAAAUUUCAUGAGACGCUCGUUAGCUGAAAUUUAUAUGCUUGAUCAGAAUCUAGCUUACAAUCACGCAUUUUUGUAUAUACGCCAACUUGCCAUUCAUUUGAGAAAUGCAUUGACACUUAAAAAGAAGGAAUUAUUUCAAGCUGUUUACAACUGGCAGUACAUAAACUCACUGCGAUUCUGGUGUCAAAUAAUGUCACUAUCAAAGAAUGGAUCUAUGCUUCGUUCGCUGUUGUAUCCAUUGGUGCAAAUAAUCACCGGAACAAUAAAACUAAUUCCUACCGCACAAUACUAUCCUUUGAGAUUCCACUGCUGCCAGAUGUUAAUUAAUCUAUCCAAAGAAACAGGUACUUUCAUCCCCAUCCUACCGUUCCUAUUGGACGUAUUAAACACCUACGACUUCAACAAGAAGCACCAGAGAUCUCAAAUGAAGCAUAUGUCAUUUAUGUGCCUGCUAAGAGCAUCCAAAAUACAGUUAAAGGAAAGCAAUUUCAAGAAUGCUAUUGUUGACGAUAUUUAUCAACUGAUACUCGAGCAUGCUGCUAACGAAAGUCAUUCUAUUUAUUUUUCUGAUUUAUACGUGCCUUGUACCAUGCAGAUGAAAGUCUUCUUGAAAAAAUGUAAAGUCGCUAAUUUCUGCAAGAAAAUCAAGCAGCUGCUAGAUAAAAUUCAAGAAAACCGGCAGUUCGUAGAAACAGAGCGCAAUAAAGUAGUGAUAAAUCUGAGCGACUUAAACACCAUAAAAAACUUUGAAAAUCAGCUCAAAGUGAUUCAAUCGCCUCUGUCGAAAUUCUACGAGUCCUGGUAUAAAUUACACUUGUCUCAGAAGUUAAAAUUCAUGACCAACAACGAUGAUUUAGGUGAUUACAAUUUACCGAGCUUAAAGUCCCGUAAGAGGCUCAAUGACAGUGAUAAUGAUCAUGACAGUGACCUGGAUAUGGCGGUUGAGGAAAUGAAUGAGUUGUUGGAGAAGCAAGCCACCAGAAAAAAUAAAACCAAGAAAAUUAAAAUUUCCCAUAAGAGUAACGAGGUUGAUGAAACAGCUAAUGAUGUUGUAAAAGACACCAAGAUUGAUGAUUGGGACUAA
Molecule: messenger RNA, 2134 nt
Organism: Cotesia congregata
Lineage: Eukaryota; Metazoa; Arthropoda; Insecta; Hymenoptera; Braconidae
Source: the annotation of a GenBank genome assembly